Molecule: messenger RNA, 825 nt
Organism: Candidula unifasciata
Lineage: Eukaryota; Metazoa; Mollusca; Gastropoda; Stylommatophora; Geomitridae
Source: the annotation of a GenBank genome assembly
AUGUCAGCUGAAACUGAAAGAAUUAGACUACACAGCGGCAGAUCCAUUCCAGUUUUAGGAUUAGGAACAUUGGCGGAUUUGCAGGGCGAGGACGAAAUAAUUGAAGCUGUGAAGACUGCCGUCCGUGUAGGAUAUCGGCACAUUGACUGUGCUGCUAUCUAUCGGAAUGAACGAGCUGUUGGGCACGCCAUUAAAGAGCUGAUUGUGAUGGGGCUGAUUCAGAGGGAAGACUUGUUUGUUACUAGUAAGCUGUGGAAUACAUGCCAUAAGCCUGACCUGGUCAUACCCAGCCUGAAAAAGACACUGGAAGAUUUGGGUUUGGAGUAUAUUGACCUGUACCUCAUUCACUGGCCCAUGGCCUAUCAGGAGGGAGGUGAACUGGUCCCAUUGAAUGAACAAGGCAAAACUUUGAACUCAGAUGUUGAUUAUGUUGACACAUGGCAGGCGAUGGAAGAUUGCAGGGAUAUGGGUCUGACCAAAGACAUAGGACUAAGCAAUUUUAACAGAAGGCAAAUAGAGAGAGUACUUGAAGUUGCCAGAAUACCACCUGUAGUCUUACAGAUUGAGGUGAAUUGCCGUAUCACAAAUUCCAAACUUAUUGAAUUUGCCAAGUCCAAAAAUAUUGUUGUUGUAGCAUAUGCACCUCUUGGAGCACCCAAUAUUGAUGAUGGCAACGUGAAACUUAUUGAUGAACCUGUUGUGAAAGAAAUUGCAGAAAAGUACGGAAAAACACCUGCUCAGGUUUUGCUUAGGUUUGUCAUUCAGCUAGGUUUAGCUGUGAUUCCAAAAAGUACCAACCACAAACGGAUUGAGGAAAAUAGCAAG